GGCGGCGCGAGGCUGCGGGAUCGCGAGGCGCAGUUAUAGUGACAGUCACACUGCACCUGCUGCGCCGUUCACAGAAUCGUCGCCGCCGUCCUGCUGAGGGAUGCUCUGGAGCCCUUGGUGUCACUGGUCUGAAGAGCACUUUUUGAUCAUUUGUCAGCAUCGAGGCUGUUUUGAGGUCACAGAGUAAGCUGCCCACGAAGGGCAGCCACCUGUUGGGGCACCCAGGGAGCUGAGGGUUAAAGGCUUUGCUGAAGGAGCCCCAGACGUGCCGAAGCUGGGUUCGAACUGGCAACCUUCUGAUUAUAGGUUUGGAGGUGAAUUCAGGAGGUGCGUUUCUGCUGAACGCUUCUGAAGGACAGGAGAACGUAGAGGAACUGCUCAGUGUCAGACGCCGCUUGAGCGAGGAGCCUUUUUGACUGCGGAGUGAAGCGGGACGUAGCCUUCAGCCUGUGGAAGCUGCCGGAUCCCCUCGCCGACAUGCCAGCGAUGGAGGGGAGCGGGAAACGCGAGCUGUGCAAGGGGGUCCUGUUCGUGCUGCUCUGGGGUCACAUGAUCACCGCGCUGGAAGUGCCUCUUGACCCUAAAAUUCUGGGAGAAUUGGCCCAGCCGCCCACCAUUACGCACCAGUCUCCGAAGAACUACAUCAUAGAUCCUCGGGAAAACAUCGUCCUUCUGUGCGAGGCUAAAGGAAAGCCUCACCCCAGCUUUUCCUGGACCAGGAACGGGACACAUUUUGACAUCGACGAGGACCCUAAGGUGACGAUGAGGCCCCGCUCGGGGACGCUGGUCAUCGACAUCAGCGGGGAGAAGGCUGAGGCUUACGAGGGCAUCUACCAGUGCAUGGCCCGCAACAUCCACGGGACCGCCAUCUCCAACAACAUCGUCAUCCGCCAGUCCCGGUCCCCCUUGUGGUCAAAGGAGAACAUUGCGCCGAUCUUAGUGCAGGAGGGAGUGUCUCUGGUCCUGCGGUGUCAGCCGCCUGCCGGCCUUCCUCCGCCCGUCAUCAUCUGGAUGGACAACAACUUCCAGAAGCUUCCCCAGGACGGCCGUGUCUCCCAGGCCAUGAACGGGGACCUGUACUUCGCCAACGUGCGGAGGCAGGACUCGCGCAACGACUACAUCUGCUAUGCACGCUUCCCCCACACGCAGACCAUACAGCAGAAGCAGCCAGUCACAGUGAAGGUGCUGAACAUGGAUGCAAUCAAUGAGACAAUGGCACCAUUUUUCAAUGACACUGAUUUUUUUGGUGACAGUCCCGCCGGAGAGCGCCCCCCAACCUUCCUCUUACCCCCCGGGGCCACCACCAGCAAGGUGGUGCUGAGAGGAGAAGUUCUGGAGCUGGAGUGUAUUGCUGAGGGCCUGCCGACGCCCAAGAUUUCAUGGCACCGAGACAAUGGGUCCUUCCACAAUAAGAGGACCUCCUUCAAGAACUUCCACAAAACCUUGAAGAUUGUGGACAUCACGGAGGGCGACGCUGGGGAUUACCGCUGCCAGGCCGAGAACUCCCUGGGCUCUCUGGAGCACGUCAUCACCGUCACUGUCAAAGCUGCCCCCUACUGGAUCAAAGCCCCCAAGAACCUCAUUCUAUCCCCCAAAGAGACUGGUGUCCUCACCUGCCAAGCUGGGGGCGAUCCCAAGCCUGAGAUCACUUGGUUAAUGAAUGGGAUUACCAUAGAGAAUACUCACGUGGACCCCAGCAGGAAGCUGGAGGGUGACAGAAUCACCUUUACGGACAUUCAGGUGGGAUCCAGUGCGGUGUACCAGUGUAACGCCUCCAAUGAAUAUGGCUACGUGCUGGCCAACUCACUGGUCAACGUGCUUGCCGAGCCGCCGAGGGUGCUCACGCCCUCAAACAAGGUCUACCAGGUCAUCGCCGGCACACGUGCACUUCUGGACUGCGCCGUUUUCGGAUCCCCGAUUCCCGUGAUCACAUGGUUCAAGGACGGCCAUGUUAGCGUCACUGCGGGAGACCAGCACAGUAUAUAUGAGAACGGGACCCUAGAGAUACAAGAGGCUCACAGCUCCCACAGCGGCAGGUACACCUGCAUCGCUGUCAACAUCCUGGGCAGCAGGGAGAACCAGGUGUUCCUGGAGGUCAAAGAACCCACCAGAAUUUUAAAGCAGCCUGAGCUCAAGGUGGUCCAGAGGAGUCGAGCGGUGGUGUUUGAGUGCAAGGUGACGCACGACCCCACCCUCACGCCCACCACGACAUGGCUGAAGGAUGAUGGGGGUUUGCCGGAUGACGAGAGGUUCAUGAUCGGUCCUGAGAGCCUGACCAUCCAGGACGUGACUGAGGCUGAUGUGGGCAGCUACACCUGCAUUGUGAACACCACGCUGGACCAGGACUCUGCCGUCACCCGGCUGACCGUCGUCGAGGACACCCCGCCCCCGCUUCUCGUCUAUGAGCAACCAGACCCACCCAUGGACUUGGAACUGACUGACCAGAGGAAGCGGAGCAUCCAGCUCACCUGGAUCCCUGGAGAUGAUCAUAACAGCCCUAUUAAGAAGUUUUUUGUUCAGUACGAGGAUGCACUUCAUCACCCCGGUGUCUGGAAAAAUCUGACCGAAGUCCCGGGGAGCAAAACCACAGCCCAGCUGAAGCUCUCCCCUUACGUCCACUACACCUUCAGGGUGCUGGCUGCCAAUGCGGUGGGCUUCAGCCUGCCCAGCCUGCCAUCGCAGCAGUACAGGACUGACGCUGCAGCUCCUGAUGAAAACCCUUCAAUGGUGGAAGCGGCUGGAGCUGAGCAUAAUAAUCUAGUGAUAUCAUGGACGCCCUUGACAGGCUUGCAGUCCAAUGGGCCGGGUCUCCAGUACAAGGUCAGCUGGAUGCAGCAGGACGUCGACAAGGACUGGACGUCGGUGACAGUGGCUAAUGUGUCUAAGUUCGUGGUGUCGGGGACGCCCACGUUCGUCCCGUACGAGGUGAAGGUGCAAGCCGUGAACGACUAUGGAAGCGCCCCAGAGCCAGAGGUGGUGCUGGGCUACUCCGGUCCCCCAGUGCCCUUGGCGGCUCCUGGCCGGAUCCAGGCCGUGGUGCAAAACAGCACGCUGGCCGAAGUCCACUGGGAAGCCGUAUCAUCGCAGAUGGUCCGAGGUCGACUCAAGGGCUAUAAGGUCUACUACUGGAAGGAGAGGAGCCUUCUGGAGCACAACCCGCAGCACGAGGAGCAGCGCAUCCUCACCUUCAAUGGCAACAGGACGCAUGGCAAGCUGCCCGGCCUGCACCCAUUCAGCCUCUACACUUUCAACGUCAGGGUGCUCAACGGCAAGGGCGAGGGUCCUGCCGGCCCCAGCCAGCAGUUCGAGACCCCCGAAGGAGUCCCUGGGCCUCUGGCGUUCCUGAGGUUCACAAACAUCAACCUGGACUCCCUGACUCUGGAGUGGGGUCCCCCUUUGCGGCGGAACGGACGCCUGCUUGACUACACUCUCAAGUACCAGACAAUCAACAACACCAGCGAGCUGGGCCAACUGGUGGAGGUCUCCCUCCCAGCCAACGAGACCAACUUCACACUGCCCAACCUGAAAUACAGUACACGCUACAAGUUUUACAUCAGUGCCAGAACCAAGCAGGGCGCCGGGCCUGCCAUCACGGAUGAGGCGGUCACUGUCAUGGAUGAAGCCAUGGCCAGCCGACAAGUAGACAUCGCCACGCAGGGCUGGUUCAUCGGUCUCAUGUGUGCCAUCGCUCUCCUCAUCCUCGUGCUCCUCAUCGUCUGCUUCAUCAAGAGGAACAAAGGGGGAAAGUAUCCAGUGAAAGAGAAGGAAGACGCGCACGCCGACCCAGAGAUUCAGCCAAUGAAAGACGACGACGGGACGUUUGGGGAGUACAGUGACACUGAGGACCAUAAACCGUUAAAAGGAAGUCUCACCCCUCCCAGUGGGACAAUAAGGAAGGAGGACAGUGAUGACAGUUUAGUUGACUACGGGGAAGGCGGAGACGGACAGUUCAACGAAGACGGCUCAUUUAUUGGACAGUAUAGCGGGAAGAGGGAGAGGGACGUGGUCGAGUGUGACCGCAGUUCGGAGGUGCCCUCCCCUGUCAAUGCCAUGAACUCCUUCGUGUAACCCGGACCGUAGGAAGACACACAGGCCGUCCCACUGCACUGUGACCACCCAGCUGCCCCUCCCCCUCCACACACGUCACAUGCACACUACCGUCCAAUCAGAAACGGGCAGUGUGCUUAGCGCAGGGCUGUGGCCUCCUCGGCCAUGGGAAGGGGGGCACGGAUGAGCUCUAUCGCUGUUUCCUUCUUUGCAAGCUUUUUCUUGUUUCCCAAAAUUAAAAUUGGCGCUCGGCUUGCAUUAAAGCCAGAUAUGAUAAGCUUCUAAUAUACUGCAUGGGUACAAUAGUCGUCUAGAGUGCGUUAUAACACAGGAAUAAUGCUGCAUAUGACCUGGAGGCAGUGAGACGCUUAUGACUCCACAUUGUCCUUUGGAAUUAUCGAACAUGCCUUCCGAGUUCUUAUCGUUUUCUUUGUCAAAGUGUUACCUUGGUAUUACAUAAAAAAGGCUUUACUGUCUCGGGGACAAUGUUGUGAAAAAUUACUAAAUGUAUAGCUUUCGUUGUUAUGUCGUUUUUGCAAGACAGGUACUGUUUAUAUAUAAUUGGAAAAAAGGAUGGACUGCAAAUUAAGAAUGUGUGUUUUAUGAGCUGGACUGAAAUACUUUGUGUUCACCCUUUUCACAUUUAACCACUUCAGCAUUCGUACGCAAACACAGGCCCGCCCGAUUCCAGUGGUUCCAGUUAAUUUAUGUGCUUUUUAAAAAAAAUUCCAUGUGUGUCAUUUCUUUUUUACAUCAAGCAUUUUAUUGUCACAGUUGCACUAAUGCAGGGGAGAGCAUCGCACUGCAUGUCAGUGUUGCGGCGGCUCAUGUCCAUCCCUCCCCCCUCACAUGCACGUGUGUCACCGCGUCUGCAGUGCCCCUGCGCCUGGCGGCGGCUGCUGCUCGAGGGCAGUACCCGCUGCCCUCAGGCAGGGCAUCCAUGCUUGUCACCUUCACAGGACGAGGGGCAGAGGAACACGGUCAGCAAGGAGCGCCGUUAACGAACGACGAUACUGUACAUAACGUGCCUCCAUCCUAAUCGUUGCUCUUUGCGUGAAGUUUAUUAAAACUUGCAGACUACUUGCUAUUUAGGGAGAGGAAAUUCAGGUGCCAUCUAUAACGUAACUCUACGAAAGGCUCCGUUAUCGUUUAUAAAGUGGUGUUUUUAUUUCUUUUUUACUUUCUAGGCUUGUUUCCUCAUUAUUGCCUACAAAAGAGAGUUUAGCAGGCGUAGCCUUGUAACCUGCCCUAAAGAGGGCAGGAGCUUUUGUUAAUGUUUAGAAUGCUGGGGGUAUCGGAUUUCCAUGAUUUUGGGUCUUCAUAACUUGCAUCAAGUUUUAAGUUCACUAUGCUUUUGUGAGUAGGUGUCCUGUGGAAUUUGUACAUUUCCUAAUAGAUGGCAGGACUGCAGGCCGGAGCAGGAGGUGAAAAUGUGUAUAAAUGUGUGCAGGGUGGCAGGACUGUCUGGGUGCAUUGUAAUAAACGUGUCAAAUCUUCAUUAGAGUUUCAUUCGCUGUGAAUUUUAUUAGUUUGUAAGGCUAGUCAUUCUCAGCCUUAUUUCCGGGAAAAUAAGCACAUGACUUUCAGGUCUGACCGCCACAACUGUUUGUCUGAAGACUCAUGAACAUUCGUGUGAUUGCAAUGUUAGAAAAAGACCCAUCCACCAAGGCUGGAGACACGUGCGGGCGGGAUCCCAGGUACGUGCGUGAUGUUACGGUCCUGGGAAGGAGGACAGCACGCUGGGCCACUGCGGAACCCUAUGUGUUCCAGAAGGAUGGAUAUAUUAUCGCAAAAGACUUUGUAUUUUAAUUGAAAAUAAAUGUUGGUUUCAAGAUUUCACUAAA
Molecule: messenger RNA, 5891 nt
Organism: Paramormyrops kingsleyae
Lineage: Eukaryota; Metazoa; Chordata; Actinopteri; Osteoglossiformes; Mormyridae
Source: RefSeq, a predicted model, not a curated record